Messenger RNA from Spea bombifrons (plains spadefoot toad), 1913 nucleotides. It is a transcript of the gene PDGFB, whose product is annotated as platelet derived growth factor subunit B. The transcript has 7 exons. Gene Ontology annotation, molecular function: growth factor activity; platelet-derived growth factor receptor binding. Gene Ontology annotation, biological process: positive regulation of phosphatidylinositol 3-kinase/protein kinase B signal transduction; positive regulation of MAP kinase activity; positive regulation of ERK1 and ERK2 cascade. The record is from RefSeq and is a predicted model, not a curated record. Bases 343 to 1068 code for a protein of 241 amino acids. Gene Ontology annotation, cellular component: membrane. Lineage: Eukaryota; Metazoa; Chordata; Amphibia; Anura; Pelobatidae.
UGAGUCAGUGAUCCGGGGUCGGCGAUAGGCAUCUGGUCUCCUCGGGAUCCUUGACUCUACUCCUCUGGAUUGUGGGGACAAUCCGCGUGGGACUCCGUGGAAGUUUUGAUGUUACCUGUUGCCCUCCAGCUCUUGCGGCUGGCUGCAUAGCGCACUUGGUUCUUCACAUUCUUUUUUUAACAACCCACGCACCCACUUUAGACACUGGAAUAAGGAGCACUUUAUUGGAGGGGGGGAGUCCCCUACUUAAGGGGUGUCUGCCUCUCGUUUUCUCCUAUUCAACCUGCGCAGAACUGACAGCUGCUUUAUUAAUGUUCCACAAACUACUCUGUGGUCUUCAGGAUGAAUUUCAGGGGUCUGCUGGUGUCUCUGUGGUUCCUUCAUGUAGUCCGUGCUGAGGGGGACCCCAUUCCAGAGGAGAUGUAUGAGAAGAUUGCAAGCGGGUCUGUCAAGUCCAUAUCAGAUAUACAGAGGUUGCUGCAGAUAGAUUCCGUAGAUGUAGAAGAAGAUGUGAACUAUGCAUCUAGGAAUGAAACAAGAGGUUUCCCCAGGGCUAAUUCCAGCCACUCCCGGGUCAUUCGUAGCUUAGAUGUAGAAAUGGCUGCAUUGGCAGAGUGCAAGACAAGGACAGAGGUGUACGAGAUCUCUCGCCAGCUUGUUGACUCCAACAAUGCUAAUUUCUUAAUAUACCCCUCAUGCGUAGAGGUUCAGCGGUGUUCUGGGUGCUGCAUAUCCAUGAACUACAGAUGUGUUCCAUCACGCAUCCACAUCCGACAUGUUAAGGUAAAGAAAAUCAUCAUAGCCCGCCCCAGGAAUAAAAUUGAAAUGGCCACAGUUCCUCUAGAAGACCAUAUGGAAUGCAGGUGUGAGGCUGUUCAUAUCCCAGCAGCAAGAAGCCAACCCAUUCACCAUGAAGCUAAAGGCACAUUAGAUAUACCUGCAACCACUCUGCCUCCUGCUCCUGUAUCUCGAAAAGAACCAUCUCCCCAGAGGCUUUCAAAGAGGAAAAACCGAAAAUUUAAGCAUAUGCCUAGCAAGAAGGAACAAAUGGAUUUACUAGUCACGUAGUAAAGAUAGAAGUAGUCUUUAUGUUUUAUCAGGCUCCAAUGGAAAUGGAACAAAUCUGGCCCCCAUGGGGUCAUCAGAAGGUCAUUUCUGAUUGUCUGCUUCAAUUACUCGUCCCAGUGCUGGUGCUUUAUGGGGGACAACAAAUUGUGCCUUUACACUCCUUGCAGCUCGUUUUUGAUGUCUUCCUGGCAUUGAGAAUAUACAAUACAAAUGUGUUACUAUGGCUAUAACAAGGACUGCAAAAACUACUAAAUGCCAAAAAUUCCUUGCAAAAUUAUGGGACUUAAAUGGAGCAGGAGGAAAGGGACAAAGGCCCCUUUGAACUCACUGGAUGUAUAUUGCCACUUUAUUUAAUUGCCUUUAUUUUGUAUUUUUUUUAAAUAAAUAUAUAUAUAUAUACAUAUUUUUGUAAAAAGUGGUUACUUUUGCUGAACUUGCACGAGGCAGAACAGAGUCUGGAAAAGGGAAUGGAACUGACUCCUAGUGGUUUCUUUUAUUCAUCCCAGUAGCUUUUCAAUAUCCAAAGGUCAAUUCUGGCAAGGAAGAGGUCAACGACUUGCAUAAAAAGUGUUUGUAUUUGAUCUGAUGCCCAUUCCCCUGCCAGAUUUAUGUUCAAUAAAUGUAACCUCCAUUCCUCCCUCCCUUCCCCUCUAGUUUUCCCCUCUGAUGUACUUGUUCAAUUAUCCUUAACGUGUUUCUCCUUAUCUUCGUCGUUAAUUCCUUUCUCUUUGCACACAGCUCUGUAUGUCAAAAAAACUAAAAAAAUAUUUGGAUUAUUAUGUAAAGUAAUUUAUAUUCAGUAUUUAAAUUGUACAAAGCAAACAGACUUCUUUAAUUUGUAUUAA